CGCAUCUUUCCCCAUUAACAAGGCCGGCCGGCUAGCUAGCUGGUCGCUCUCAUCUCAUCAAUAUACGGCAAAAAAAAAAAAAAAAAAAAGAGUCUCCGUACAAAUAUUUUCCCUCUGAAAAAAGAUACAACUUCAACUAAAUAAGGCGGGGGGAGGGAAUCAUGGGGAGGAAGGAAAGGUCGCCGGCCAGCACGACUCAUGAAGUAGAAGUUAUAAGCAGCCCAAACAGUGUCGGCAGCUCACUCUAUUACUCACCGUACAACGAUCUUUUGACCGCCGACGAAGAUCAUCGCGGUGGUGGUUCUGUUCACAUGGCCGGCGCCAGGUUGGGUAGUCUGAAGGACGUUAUGAAAUCGCCUCCGUGGAUGAGAGGUUAUAGAGACCUCAAACUAGAAGGAGACGAAGACUGCGGCGGCGCCGGUUCCCUUGCCGGGAAAUCACGAGGGUCCGAUGAGAGCUUAUUCUUCCGCGAUGUUCAGCACGAUCAUCCCCAGUUUCUGCUCCAACUCAAGCGCCGUAUUGACAGGGUUGGAAUUGAGCUUUCAACUGUGGAGGUGCGGUUUGAAGGGCUAAGAGUGGAGGCAGAAGCACGGAAAGCAAGCAGAGCUUUGCCUUCACUCUACAACUUCACGGCUAAUAUGGUUGAGGAUUUGUUAAGCUAUAUUCACAUCCUGGAAAGUAGAAAGAAACAGGUGUGCAUCCUCAAGGACUUGACUGGAAUCCUAAAGCCCUCCAGAAUGACAUUGCUGCUAGGGCCGCCUAGCUCAGGGAAGACAACGUUUUUAACUGCCUUGGCAGGGCAAUUGGAUCCAAGUUUAAAGGUAUCUGGUGAGGUGACCUUCAAUGGGCAUAGAAUGGACGAAUUCGUAGCUCAAAGAACAGCAGCUUAUGUUGGGCAGCACGAUCAGCACAUCGGAGAAAUGACUGUCAGGGAAACUCUUGCUUUCUCGGCUAGAUGCCAGGGCUCGCAAUUUCUCUCAGAGGUGGCAAAAGAGGUGUUGAAGAGGGAGUCAGAACGGAACAUUAAGGUUGAUGUUGAUCACAACGUUGAUAUCUUCCUGAAGGUGAGAGGCGCAACAUAUGGUCAAAAAAUUUCAAUCAUAUCGCGAACAAAAGUUUGGAUUCUUGGACUAGAUCAAUGUGCGGAUACCAUCGUCGGGAAUGAAAUGCGAAGGGGCAUCUCCGGCGGCCAAAAGAAACGACUCACCAUCGGAGAGAUGCUAGUUGGGCCAGCAAGGGUGUUGUUGAUGGAUGAAAUAUCAAAUGGGCUAGACACAUCCACCACUUUCCAGAUCGUCAACUCCAUAAAACACACCACCCACAUUCUCAAUGGAACUUCGGUUGUCUCCCUCCUCCAGCCGGCACCAGAGACGUACGAACUCUUCGACGACAUCAUUCUCUUCUCCGAUGGCCACAUUGUCUACCAGGGUCCCCGUGAAGACAUUCUCCAAUUCUUUCGCCACAUGGGUUUCACUUGCCCUGAGAGAAAAGCAAUUGCUGAUUUCUUGCAAGAAGUUAUUUCUAGAAAUGACCAGCAACAGUAUUGGUCUCACGAGGACCAACCUUACUGUUUCAUCACGGUUAAGGAAUUCUCCGAUGCAUUUCUAUCAUUUCAUGUUGGGAAGAGGAUGAAAGAGGAGAUGUCCAUUCCAUUUGAAAAGGAUAUGAGCAAUCCAUUUGCAUUGGCCACCAAUAAAUAUGGGACUACUAAGAUGGAGCUUCUUAAGGCUUGUAUGGCAAGGGAGUUCUUGCUUAUGAAGAGAAAUUCAAUUGUCCACAUCUUCAAGCUCCUACAACUUGCACUCAUGGGAAUUGUGCUAAUGACACUCUUUUUUCGAUCUGGGAUGACCCGCGACUCGGUCCUUGAUGGAAUGGUUUACAUGGGAGCCUUGUUCUUCAUUGUAAUCAUGAUCAUCUUCAAUGGUAUGGCAGAGCAAUCCUUGAACAUAGCUAAACUACCUAUCUUCUACAAGCAAAGAAACUAUUUGUUCUAUCCUCCUUGGGCGUUUUCUCUGCCUCCAUGCAUCCUGCAAAUCCCCACUGCAAUCUUAGAAGCUGCGGUUUGGGUCUUCAUCACCUAUUUCAUGAUUGGAUUUGAUCCUGAGCUUUCAAGGUUCUUCAAGCAAUUUUUUCUACUCAUACUCGUGAGCAAGAUGUCCAAUGCACUAUUCCGAAUGAUGUCAGGAUUGGGGAGGACAGCAGUCCUAACAAAUUUACUUGCGGGAUUUACUCUUCUCACACUUCUAGCUUUGAGUGGCUUUGUCAUGUCCAGAGAGAAUAUUAACAAAUUUUGGAUAUGGGGUUACUGGGCAUCUCCGUUCAUGUAUGCACAAAAUGCAGUAGUGGUGAAUGAGUUCCUUGGAAAGAGCUGGAGCCAUGUUCCUCCUGGGUCGAUAGUUCCAUUGGGAGUUCAAGUUUUAAAGUCCCGCGGUUUCUUCACAAAUGAGUAUUGGUACUGGAUAGGAAUCGGGGGAUUGCUUGGAUACAUAGUGUUGUUCAACCUUGGAUAUACUCUGUCUCUCAUGUUUCUAAACCCCUUGGAUAAGCCUCAAGCUAUUUCUCCUGAUGAGGAGAUUCACAUUGAUAAACCAUGUCGCACAAAUAUCAUAAUGAUGACUUAUGCUACAAGAAUGAACUCCACUUCACAAGACAAACCGAAAGACAAAGUGAAAAAGAUGAAAAGGAAGAGCAAAAAGGGAAUGGUUCUUCCAUUUCAGCCCCAUUUCAUCACCUUUGAUGACAUUACAUAUUCAGUUGACAUGCCAAAGGAAAUGAAAGUUCAUGGUGCCCCAGAGAAGAAAUUGAUUCUUCUAAAUAGUUUGAGUGGCAGUUUUAGACCUGGUGUGCUGACAGCUCUAAUGGGUGUAACGGGGGCAGGGAAAACUACCCUUUUGGAUGUGUUGGCUGGUAGAAAAACUGCUGGCUACAUUCAUGGGACAAUCACCAUUUCGGGAUACCCAAAAAAGCAACAUACUUUUGCAAGAAUUGCAGGAUAUUGUGAGCAAAACGAUAUUCAUUCUCCUUUAGUUACAGUCUAUGAGUCUCUGGUUUAUUCAGCUUGGCUACGACUGCCCAAUGAGGUCGACAUGGAGACUAGAACGAUGUUUGUCGAAGAAGUGAUGGGGCUUGUAGAGCUAAAUAACCUAAGAAACUCAAUUGUUGGGUUACCUGGUGUUAAUGGCUUGUCAAUUGAGCAGCGCAAACGGCUCACAAUUGCAGUUGAACUGGUAGCAAAUCCAUCAAUUAUAUUCAUGGAUGAGCCAACCUCAGGAUUAGAUGCUAGAGCUGCAGCAAUUGUCAUGAGAACAGUAAGGAAUACAGUUGACACUGGAAGGACUGUGGUGUGUACCAUCCACCAACCAAGUGUUGACAUAUUUGAGUCAUUUGAUGAGUUGUUCCUAUUGAAAAGAGGAGGACGAGAGAUAUAUGUUGGACCAUUAGGCUAUAAUUCAUGUCAUCUAAUCCAAUAUUUUGAGAGAAUUCGAGGAGUCCGAAAAAUAAAACCAGGGUACAACCCAGCAACUUGGAUGUUGGAAAUCACAACAGCUGCAAAGGAGACAGAGUUGGAAAUUGAUUUUGCUUCUAUCUACAGGAACUCUAAUUUGUACAAGGAAAACAAAGGAACCAUUGGGCAACUAAGCAAACCAGCUCCUGGCUCAAUAGACCUCAACUUUCCGACAAAGUUCUCCACCUCGCUUUUCACUCAAGCUAUAGCAUGUUUAUGGAAGCAACACAAAUCGUACUGGAGGAACCUGACUUACACCGGUGCAAGACUUUUCUUCACAGCUACUAUAGCCUUGAUGUUUGGGACUAUGUUCUUGAACCUCGGGAAGAACACGACAAAAGAACAAGAUCUUUUCAACGCAUUUGGUUCAAUGUUUGGCUCGGUGUUCUUCAUUGGUGUCCAGAAUGCAUUGUCAGUGCAACCCAUCAUAGAUGUUGAAAGAAGUGUUUACUACAGAGAAAAGGCUGUAGGGAUGUAUGCGUCAUUCCCAUUUGCAGCAUCACAGGUUUUGAUUGAGAUCCCAUAUGUGUUUGUGCAAGCAGUUAUGUAUAGUGCCAUAGUGUAUCCAUUGAUUGGAUACGAUCUUAACCCGCAUAAAUACCUAUGGUUUUUCUGCGUAAUGUUUUUCACUUUGUUAUACUUCACCUUCUACGGGAUCAUGAAUUUGGCCCUCACCCCAAAUCAGCAUAUUGCCUACGUGGCAUCCGGUGCAUUUUUUGGGGUAUGGAAUUUGUUCUCUGGAUUCGUCAUCCCAAAGACUGUAAGCAUCUUGAUUCAAAUACUAUAAUAAUUUUCUUCAUCAUUUUCAUAUAUGGAGCAUUAGUUAACAUGUGAUUGAUGUGAACAGAGGAUUCCAACGUGGUGGAGAUGGUAUUAUUGGGCAAACCCAGUAGCAUGGACCUUGAAUGGGCUGUUGACAUCCCAGUAUGGAGAUGAAGAGACUAGGCUUGAGAUGAGUGGUCUCACCAUAAAAGAGUUUCUGAAAUUAUACUAUGAUUUUGAAAGCGAUCGUUUACGAGUGGUGGCCACUGUGAUUAUUGGGUUUGGCGUGUUGUUUGCUUUUGUAUUCGCUAUUUCCAUUAAACUCUUAAAUUUCCAGAAAAGAUAGUUCUCGCCAUACAUCCUUUUUGGUUUCAUCUAUUGUGUAUUUCUUUGUAUAGUAGCUUAACUAAUUAAACAUCAUAUAGUUUCUUGUUCAUAUAACAAUAUAUUUUCGUAGCUUAACUAGCUUGGAGUGUACUAAAGGAUUGUUUUUCCUAUUUUAUAUAUGUAUUUAAUGACGAUUUAUCUAUAACUUUAAAAGAUCAUAGGAUGCAUGAUGUGUGAGGUAUUUGGAUAUGCGAAUUUGUAUACAAACAAUUUACAUAUAAAGUACCGUCUACUUAG
This is a messenger RNA of Linum tenue, 4891 nucleotides long. The record is from the annotation of a GenBank genome assembly. Lineage: Eukaryota; Viridiplantae; Streptophyta; Magnoliopsida; Malpighiales; Linaceae.